AUGUGCUCAAAUAGAAAGGCUGGAUUCGCCAUCAGCGGAUUCGUUGUCUUCAUUCAUGUGGUUUUACUGGCUGUUCUUGGGUGGUACUUAGGAGCCAAAUUGCCCGAUUCAAUUAAAAAUUUUGAGUAUUUAUUGGACCUUGGUGGAAUCAAAAUUGAGUUGAGUGUUGAUUCUCUUGCUGAUCUUUUGGAUACGCAACAAGGUCUUUUCCUCGGAAGAAAUGUUGAAGAGUUGACGGAUCUCCUGAUCCUCAUUGUAACACUCGUCGGAAUCGUACCCUUGGCGAUGGGACUGCUAGCUUCAUUUUCCGUUUUUAUGUCGUUGAAAAUGAACAGCAGCUGCUGCAAGUGCCUGACCGCCAUGCUAUCCGUUUUGUCAGCGAUUUUGUACUUCAUUGUCAUGGGAGUAUCCAUUGCCAUGCUCGUUGUGAUUUUCAACCCUGCUGUUCGUGGAUUGCUCGAUGACUCGCUCAGUGAUCUCACUCGUGGAGUAAGCGGUGCAGGCGAAAACUUGGCGGGAGUUCUCACUAGAAAUCGUCGUCAAAUCAAUGAAGAUCUUGCUACUGAGCUUGCAAACAGCGAGUAUGGACAGUUUAUUCAAGAAAUCGAUCUGAACACUUUUGAAGCAGCGGUCAAAGAACAAGCUCCAAACUUCGAACUCGGUGACUACGUGACAGCAGAUGGCACCAUCGACGUCUCAAACUCAGAUGCUCUUGAACAGCUUGCGAUUGAUUUGAAUAAUGCUGGCGUCAACGUAGAAACACUGGUCGAUAGCAUCGUCGAUGAUGUCUUGACAGAUCUCAAUGUUGAUACUCUCUUGGCUGACUCUGGAAUAGAAAAGGCCUUCGAAGAAAUCGGCUCUGCAGGAGUAGGUGUCUACGGAUUCCUCUUUUUCAUGAUCAUCUUUACUGGUUGUUUUGGAUGCCAAGUGCAGGGCCGAAAAGUUUCACAUAUUUAA
This is a messenger RNA of Oikopleura dioica, 957 nucleotides long. The record is from the annotation of a GenBank genome assembly. Lineage: Eukaryota; Metazoa; Chordata; Appendicularia; Copelata; Oikopleuridae.